AAAUUUUAUAACAAAACAUGCGCAUCUGUAACGUGGCAACUCUAAGUUCCAAUUGCGCGCUCUCGCUUGCUUGCGCUCCCGGUUUUAAGCCAACUUCAAUUUCAGUUACCAACAAACACUCGACGCGGCCAAAAGUGAAUUACACUCCGUCAGCUCAACUGAUCGCGUAUGAGAGAAAAGAAAACUCUCGAUUCAGCUGGCAUAGAAAAAGUGUCAAGUUGUUGGAAAACAUUUCGUAUGUGAACUUUGCCAAAAAAGACAAAUAAUAAAGCCAUCCCAUUGCAAGUGUUAUUUUCAUUUGAUGUAAAUGGUUGAGUGCCUCGAAACGAAACUUCGCUGGUUUUUGGGCAAUUCAAGAGACACCAACAAGGUUGACUGAACUUGAUGCUAGGUACUUCCGCAUUGCUCAUCAUAAUUGUCUAUGGAAAUAACUGAGAGAUAGUAACGUCGAACGAAACAACAACAAAAAUAGAAUGUCUUCAGAUCGAUUUCACAAAGCGGCCAAGGAUGGACUGAUCGAUGUGCUGAAGGAGGCGACACGCAAGGAUGCCAAUGCCAAGGACGAUGAUUCAAUGACUCCCGUGAUGUGGGCGGCAUUCGAGGGACGCCUCGACGCUCUUCGUUUGCUGUGUGGCAGAGGUGGGGAUCCCGAUAAGUGUGAUCAGUUUGGCAAUACGGCACUGCACUUGGCCGCUGCCAAGGGUCAUUUGCACUGCGUCGAUUUUCUGAUCAAGUUUGGUGUCAACAUUUAUGCCCUGGACAUUGAUCGGCACAAUGCCAAGGAUCUGGCGGCCAUCAACAAUCGGGAUGAGAUCUUGCGCUAUUUGGACGGUGCCGCGGCCAACUUCGAAACUAAUGAAAAAAAAAAGGCGAAGGCGCUAAAGGAGCUGGCUGAAAAAGAGUGCGAAAAGCGUGUGAAGGAAUACAUGAAGCGACAGCAGCAGCAGCGUCAAGGACACGGCGAUUACAGCGAUCCAAAGCCGAGCAGUGCUCAAACGUUAACGAGCAGCAAGUCCAGCAAUAUGCUUUCGACACUCAAGCAAAAGAUCUGGUCCAGCCAGGGAAAUCUGAAUAAAACCCCCAAGGAACAGCCAGCAGCUGCUGUUGCGCCUCCGCAGCCAGCACGCAGUGGAGCCAAGUUCAGUGAUCUAGUAGGCAGUGGAAGCAGCAGCAGCGGUGGCUCUACAAUUGCCAGUCGCAUGGGUACAGUUCAAAAGAAACCCUCACUACUACAACCAGCAGCCAAGAGCCACCAACACUCCAGCGCUUGUCCACAUGCGGCGGCAGCUAAUGAUGGUGGCUUCAAGGUGCGCGAACUUGAGCCAGAUGGCAAAAGAACAAUCACAUCGCUGACGGGUCUGCAACGAGACUCGGAAGUGCUCUAUGUGGGCACAUUUAGUUCGACGGAAGAGAGUAUUGGCAAGCGUGGCAAGAUCGCCGAUGUCUUCGAGGUAGACGAUGCCACAAUGGAGCGCGAAACCAGUCGAUUGGGUUAUAGCACCGCGUUGUCGCGCAGUUUUUCCCAGCCGGAUAUACUUGGCGAUACACAGCUGACGCAAGAACUAAACGAAGAGUUGGUGCUGCAGCGUCCAGUGGGUCUCUUUGAUCGCCCCACAAUGCUGGGCAGCAUUGCAUUUAGACGCUCGGUGACGGCAGCGCUGAGUCAGCUGCAAUUGCAAACAGAUUGCGUUGACAGCAUGUCUGGUUCCACAAUGCGAAAUGCUGCCAAUAGCAACAGUAAUAAUAGCAAUAAUAAGUCGCGAAAUGGAGGAAAUAAGGCGCGUUUGUAUUUGAAUCUGUCCGAUGAAUCGGACUCGGAAGGCGAUGGCGAUGACAUUUACAGCGACGACGAAGAGGAUCAGGAGGUAACUGCCAGUGCGCUGCAGCGAUUCCUUACGGUCUGGGCAUUGGAUGAGUACCUGCCAGUUUUUCAGAAGCAGCAAAUCGAUUUGGAGACACUGAUGCUGCUCACAGAGGCGGAUUUGAAGAGUCUGGGCUUACCCCUGGGACCCUUUCGCAAGCUAACCUUUGCGAUACAGGAACGACGAAAUGCUCUCGCCAAUCCCGGACCCAUGGUUGACAGUAGACUGUAG
This is a messenger RNA of Drosophila albomicans, 2093 nucleotides long. RefSeq names its product ankyrin repeat and SAM domain-containing protein 4B (gene Sans). NCBI's taxonomy places the organism in Eukaryota, Metazoa, Arthropoda, Insecta, Diptera, Drosophilidae. Gene Ontology annotation, molecular function: protein binding. The transcript has 6 exons. The record is from RefSeq and is a predicted model, not a curated record. Bases 474 to 2093 code for a protein of 539 amino acids.